Molecule: messenger RNA, 1097 nt
Organism: Chrysochloris asiatica (Cape golden mole)
Lineage: Eukaryota; Metazoa; Chordata; Mammalia; Afrosoricida; Chrysochloridae
Gene: TMOD1
Product: tropomodulin 1
Exons: 9
Coding region: 18-1097 (359 amino acids)
Biological process (GO): muscle contraction; myofibril assembly; pointed-end actin filament capping
Cellular component (GO): myofibril; striated muscle thin filament
Molecular function (GO): tropomyosin binding
Source: RefSeq, a predicted model, not a curated record
AGAUAAGUUUUUCCACAAUGUCGUACAGACGGGAACUAGAGAAAUACCGUGAUCUGGAUGAAGAUGAAAUCCUUGGAGCCCUAACAGAGGAUGAGCUCAGGACCCUGGAAAACGAGCUGGAUGAGCUGGACCCUGACAAUGCAUUGCUGCCAGCAGGCAUGAGGCAGAAGGAUCAGACCACCAAGGCGCCCACAGGCCCCUUUAAAAGAGAGGAACUCUUGGAUCACUUGGAAAAGCAAGCAAAGGAAUUUAAGGACCGAGAAGAUCUGGUCCCCUACACAGGGGAGAAACGAGGAAAGGUCUGGGUCCCCAAGCAGAAGCCGAUGGAUCCCGUGCUAGAAAGUGUGACGCUGGAGCCAGAACUGGAGGAAGCCUUAGCAAACGCCUCUGACGCAGAGCUCUGUGACAUUGCAGCUAUCCUGGGCAUGCACACCCUCAUGAGCAACCAGCAGUACUACCAAGCACUGGGCAGCAGCUCCAUCGUGAACAAGGAGGGACUCAACAGUGUGAUCAAACCUACACAGUACAAGCCUGUGCCUGAUGAAGAACCAAAUUCAACAGACGUAGAAGAAACGUUGGAGCGGAUAAAGAACAACGACCCGGAACUUGAAGAGGUUAACCUCAAUAACAUCCGGAAUAUCCCCAUACCCACCCUCAAGGCAUAUGCAGAGGCCCUGAAAGACAACUCAUAUGUGAAGAAGUUCAGCAUUGUUGGGACACGGAGCAAUGACCCAGUGGCGUAUGCCCUCGCUGAGAUGCUCAAGGUGAACAAAGCAUUGAAGACCCUGAAUGUGGAAUCCAACUUCAUUUCUGGAACGGGGAUCCUGAGACUAGUAGAAGCCCUUCCACACAACACUUCUCUUGUGGAACUAAAAAUUGAUAACCAGAGCCAGCCCCUGGGCAACAAAGUGGAAAUGGAGAUUGUGAACAUGUUGGAGAAAAACACAACGCUUCUGAAAUUUGGCUACCACUUCACCCAGCAGGGGCCCCGGCUGCGGGCAUCCAACGCAAUGAUGAACAACAAUGACCUUGUGAGGAAGAGGCGGCUAGCUGACUUGACUGGGCCCAUCAUUCCCAAGUGCCGGAGUGGUGUCUAG